AUGCACGAGACGCCAAUGUCCCCCGAUCCAUGCUGAUGUUCAGGACACAUGUACGGGCAAGCCAGGGACGGCUUGACAGAGGGAGCUUAAAGACACAGAUCUGCCAUGGAUUGGGUGCCGGGCGCCGCCGCAAAGCCCACAGCAAGCGUCAUGGCCAACUGAGAGGGAAAUGAGCUGCCCCAAAAGCGGACCGUGGCCUGGCCCGCGACUGGACGGCUGGCGACCAGCCAUCUCUAUCUGAGCUUGGUGCUAGCAGCAAUGGCCCCUCUCGUUGGAGCGAUCCGACGAGGUCUGGCUUCUUCCCAGCACCCAGCCACGAAAUUUCGGGUGCUACAUGCACAGCGUCGAUUGCAGCGCUCGCACCACGCCGCUACCAUACUGCAAUUAUCCUGCUGCAUUAGCACCGAAACAGCUCCAGCCCAAUGGCGGCAUUACACGAUAUCAAUACGGGCGGCAGGGAGGGAGCGCCUUUACGUGCAGCGAACCAUACAAAGUAGUCUCAGGCGGGCGGCACGCCCAAGCUGGCCAAUGGCAGCCCAGUCCACGCAGCUCUCCGAGGGUGACGAUCGCCUUGUCCGGCGAGCAAUAGCCCAGAGCGCGAAGACUGAGCCCCAGCCAUCUCUGUUUUCAUUGCACUGCUGCAGCUAAGACGGCAUGUGCAUCACAAAAGUGGGCGCUUGGCAGUCCUCAUACAGCCGGCGUGGGCGUCGCAGGAAUAGGCGAUGGGCGAGAUGCAGCAUC
Messenger RNA from Trichoderma asperellum CBS 433.97, 741 nucleotides. The record is from RefSeq and is a predicted model, not a curated record. Lineage: Eukaryota; Fungi; Ascomycota; Sordariomycetes; Hypocreales; Hypocreaceae.